Balaenoptera acutorostrata (minke whale) is the source of this 1363-nucleotide messenger RNA. RefSeq names its product interleukin 19 (gene IL19). The record is from RefSeq and is a predicted model, not a curated record. The transcript is spliced from 6 exons. Bases 411 to 959 code for a protein of 182 amino acids. Lineage: Eukaryota; Metazoa; Chordata; Mammalia; Artiodactyla; Balaenopteridae.
AGUGCUUUCCUGACUUUGCCUGCAGGGUACGAUUGGUGACAUGCCACAGCUCUGAGGAAAGUGACCUACUUGGGUUUUUCUGUAUGGACACAGGAUUGCAAGAAAUUCUCAUUUGCAUAGAGAUGGGGAGUUUAUUUUUGCUAGAAGCUGCAUGUCAAGACAGAGAAGAAAGAGGCAUUUCUUAAUAAUCAUUAAUCAGCUGUAUCUGAAAAGAAAAAGAAAUCAAUUGGGGAAAUGAGAUGCUAAGGAAAUGAGGGGAAAAACAAUCUCCCUCCACAUGGACACACCCAGUAAACCUUGACAGCAUUUCCUUGUAUCCACCUGCAUAAAAGUGACCAGCCCUUUACAAGUGGCAAGGAACACGAAGAGUGAAGACACAGGAGAAGCCCAGGAGCACCCCGUGAGAGGACAUGCAGGCACAGUGUGUUUCUCUCUGCCUCCUGGGUGCGAUGAUCUUUCUGUGCUCAGCGCAUGCCCGAGGUCUCAGGAGAUGUGUGAUUUCCUUGGACAUGCGCCGUAUAGAGGAGAGUUUCCGAGGGAUCAAAAAUGCCAUUCAAGCUAAGGACACCUUCCAAAAUGUCACCAUCCUGUCCACAUCGGAGACCCUGCACAGCAUUAAGCCCUUAGAUGUGUGCUGCGUGACCAAGAACCUCCUGGCGUUUUACGUGGACAGGGUAUUCAAGGACCACCAGGAGCUGAGCCCCCAAAUCUUGAGAAGAAUCAGCAGCAUUGCCAACUCUUUCCUCUACAUGCAGAAGACUCUGCAACAAUGUCAGGAGCAGAGGUUGUGUCGCUGCAGUCAGGAGGCCACCAAUGCAACCAGAAUCAUCCACGACUACUACGAUCAGUUGGAGGUCCGGUCUGCUGCCAUUAAGUCCCUGGGAGAGCUUGAUGUCUUCCUAGCCUGGAUUGACAAGAAUCAUCAAGGAACUUCUGCUGCCUCAAGACAAGAAACCUAAGUGUGGUGGAUGAACAGCCCCUGAGAGGUUUCCAGUGGGAGACAGCCAACUUUGGAGGGGAGGGAGAUGGGGAAAGCUCCAUUUUUAUGCAAAUUAGGUCUUUUUGAGGAAACCUUCCUGCCCAUUUGGAAUUCUUUUCUCUGGGGCUGAGGUAUUGUAGGGGAAAAAUCUAGGUUUGAGCACAUCUUACCCUGUAGCUACAAGUCUCACUGGCUGGGCCCAGGCUGUCUGAUUCCACCUGAAAGUAUCCAAGCAGUCUACUGUCAUAUUUAUAUGAAAUAUGUUUGUCGAAAGGUCCUGCAGGCCAUCCUGGAGGGAGAGGGUGGGCUUUCCCCUAAUUUAUUGUGAACUUGUCUAUCCCGUGUCUGUGAUGUGAUCUAAGUGGUAUCCUGUAGUGCAUAUUG